This is a messenger RNA of Grus americana (Whooping crane), 2430 nucleotides long. RefSeq names its product serpin B6-like. The record is from RefSeq and is a predicted model, not a curated record. The coding region runs from base 411 to 1550 and encodes 379 amino acids. Gene Ontology annotation, molecular function: serine-type endopeptidase inhibitor activity. Gene Ontology annotation, cellular component: cytoplasm. The transcript has 9 exons. Gene Ontology annotation, biological process: negative regulation of endopeptidase activity. NCBI's taxonomy places the organism in Eukaryota, Metazoa, Chordata, Aves, Gruiformes, Gruidae.
UGCUUCCGGGGAACGGGAAUGGCCUGGGGAGGAGGGGAGCGCGGCGCCCGGUAGGGUGAGUGCGGCAGCUGUGCUGUCCUCCAAACGUCGUUUUCUACGAGAAGCUUGCGCUUGUCUUUUAUUUUUAAUUUUUUUUUUAAAGGAGCAGCGGCUGCAUGCUUCCUCUGUGGAGAUGGACACCGCCUGAUGCUCAUCACCCUGAGUUCCCCUUCUGGCAGUGUUGGAAAACACUGGCACAAGUCUGCUUGUGACUCCUCUGAGGCGAGGUGGGGAGUCAUCUGCAGGUACCAGGUCAAGUCAUUCUGCAACUUCUACCAGACUGGCUGUUAGGUUUAAAACACAGUGUGCACGCAUACUAGUAAGCUGAAGGGAAUACUGAAGAUACGUAGACUUAGAGAAGGCUCUGAACCAUGGAUAACCUCUGUGCAGCAAAUACCACUUUUGCACUCGACCUCUUAAGAAAGCUGUGUGAGAACAAAAGCACGCAGAAUCUAUUCUUUUCUCCUUUUAGUAUUUCUUCUGCUUUGUCUAUGGUUUUGCUGGGUUCAAAAGGCAACACCGAAGCCCAAAUAGCAAAGGUGCUUUCUCUGAACAAAGCUGAGGAUGCUCACAAUGAGUAUCAAUCACUUCUUUCUGAAAUUAAUGAUCCAACUGCCAAAUAUAUACUGAGAACUGCUAACCGACUUUACGGAGAAAAGACAUUUGAGUUUCUCUCAUCAUUUAUAGAGUCAAGUGAGAAAUUCUACCAUGCUGGACUAGAACAGACUGACUUCGUGCAUGCUUGGAAGGAUUCCAGAAAACAAAUAAAUGGCUGGGUAGAGGAAAGGACUGAAGGUAAAAUUCAGAACAUGUUGGCAGAGGGGAUUCUCAAUUCACAGACCAGACUUGUGUUGGUGAAUGCCAUCUAUUUCAAAGGCAACUGGGAAAAGCAGUUCAACAAAGAGACAACAGCAGAAGUGCCAUUUCAUAUUAACAAGAAUGAGACCAAACCUGUGCAGAUGAUGUUCAAGAAGGAUACAUUUAACAUGACCUAUAUUGGGGACUUCAAGACCAAAAUCCUUGAGCUCCCUUAUGUUGGUAAUGAACUCAGCAUGAUCAUCCUGCUCCCUGAUGCAAUCCAGGAUGAAUCCACUGGCUUGGAAAGCCUGGAAAGAGAACUUACGUAUGAGAAGCUGAUAGAUUGGAUCAAUCCUGAAAUGAUGGACUGUACAGAGGUGAGGGUGUCUCUACCCAGAUUUAAACUGGAAGAAGAUUAUGAUCUGAAACCCCUUCUGAGCAGCAUGGGAAUGCCUGAUGCAUUUGACUUGGGGAAGGCAGACUUCUCGGGAAUCUCAGCUGGCAACGAGCUGGUGCUCUCCGAAGUAGUUCACAAGUCCUUUGUGGAAGUCAACGAAGAAGGCACUGAAGCGGCAGCUGCCACAGCAGGAGUGAUGAUGCUGCGCUGUGCAAUGAUCGUUCCAGAAUUCACAGCUGAUCAUCCCUUCCUCUUCUUCAUCCGGCACAACAAAACUUCCAGCAUUUUGUUCUGUGGCAGGUUUUGCUCUCCCUAAAACAGAGGCAUCUUGGCAGCUGUCAUUACGCAAUGUUCUGUUCCUUUAGAAUAGGGCUACUUUUUCUGCACUAAUUCUCUUCCAGCUGUGCCUGAAUCCACUUCUGUGGCCUUUAUCUCAGGCUUGACUAGAAUAAGAGCCACUUAGACAUACACAGCAACCGCCAUGUACAACAACUCUCUUGGCCCGUGCAUCUGAGCGCGAAGGUCUAACUUUUUGCCAACACAAGAAAUGCCCCGCUUGCUCAGUGAGUGCUUCAGUAGUCCCCAUCACACUUCACUUUUUGUGGCCACCAGGCAGCAAGUCAGGCAGUGACAUCUCAUAGGAAGGGAAGAAGUUAACUUUGGUUCUGAUGAGGCUGCAGCAUGUCUUUACCUCCCUUCCCCCUUUUUCCUCCCAUCACCCCCUUUUUCUUUUCCCCUCCAGACUCAUCCAUUUAAUGCCUCAAUACAUUCCCUAGAGCUGAAAGGAGUCUGGCAGCUUGUUCUGAAUGUUGCUAAACAUCCUGACUAGACACGGUUUUGUGGAUAAUAACUAAGCAAGUAGAUGGCUAUUGUGGACAAUAACCUGGGCAAGAAUGGAAAUAAAAGCAUGUAUUUGUACCAAAUGUCCUUACAGGGUAUUCAGAGGAUCAUUGCUUUAUCACUACAGGACACCUGGGUUUAUUACCUGUCACCUAGUUUUAGUCCUUUAAUGAAGAAUGGAAUGAAAAAGCAUAUGGUGCCUAUGCAAUAUUUGACAAAGCUUUAAUUUUUUGCUGUUAUAUAUUUUUUCUGUCUGUAGUUUAACUGUAUAAUACCAAAGACGUUGCUGAAAUAGUUUUCCCUAAUACAGUGAUUUGUUUUGCUGUUUCUGAAAUAAUAAAAAACCUGAAAUGGUG